Apiotrichum porosum is the source of this 1185-nucleotide messenger RNA. RefSeq lists its product as uncharacterized. Lineage: Eukaryota; Fungi; Basidiomycota; Tremellomycetes; Trichosporonales; Trichosporonaceae. The transcript has 6 exons. Bases 1 to 1185 code for a protein of 394 amino acids. The record is from RefSeq and is a predicted model, not a curated record. Gene Ontology annotation, molecular function: protein binding.
AUGACAUUCGGGCCGCUUGGAGACUACAUCACCACUUCAUCCAACGGCGACAGCCUCGCGGUUGCUCUCAAGGCCGACCGCAAGUUUCCCGUACCGUUUCCAGUCGACUGUUUCCAGCACGUCCCGUACGCUGGCGGUGGCGACUCCCUUCCAGUUUUGGACCGCGUUCCUCUCAGCGCCUCCCACUACACUCAAAUUGACAAGACCAUGAACGCUCAAAUAUGGGGUGUCCUUCCAACCCCGAUGCAGAUCGUCUGCGACAAAGCCAAAUUCAAGGACAAGUUCCUCCACGAGAUAAGCCCGGCAUGCGACGUCCUAUGCCACCGUAGCGCCAAGGGAGUUCUGGACCGUCGCCACAUCCCCCUGGGAAUGAGCAAAUAUGAGCGUGGCCGCAUUGCCUGCAACCUUGGUAUACUCUUUGUCAUCGGUAUCCGCCUCGAGAUGGAUGGCUACCUCCGCGUCAACAGUCUUUUCGCCGCACCGGCAUGGAACGACUUCGUGGCACGUGCCAAUGUACGCCAACUGGAUCCUCUUCCCCAAGUGGUUGCGCUCGCCAUGGCAAUGAAGCUGGAGGGAAACAAGCUUUACAAGGAGGCAAAAUACGGUCAGGCAAUGGUGCAGUAUCACAACGCAGCGCUGGCCCUCUAUCCUUGGGUCUCGACGCCUCUGCUCUUCACAUCGAACGCUGCAUUUGAGUACGGUGUAGCUCAGCUCCACCCUCUCCAAAGCGAGAGUACCCUCUGGUGCAACAUGUCCGCCACAGCCCUCCAACUCGCCACCCUCCAUCCCGUCAGUAGAGGACUUUGGAUCAACACCGCGUACAACUGCGGCGAGGCGGCUUUCCACUUCCGCUUCAUUACCCACAACAUGCUCGCCAAGGCGUACUGGCGCGCGUACCAAGCCCGCAUGGCACUGCACGAGGUCGGCCCGCUCAUCGAUUUCCCCGUGUCCCCGCCCGUCCGCGACGACAUGUACCAGCGCGCGCAGGAAUACCUCCUCAUUAGCAACUAUGUGGCGCUCGCCGACCCGGGCGACGGCAGCUGGGCACACCGCGACUGCCACGACCGCCACGACGGCUGCACGUCCAUCGCCAAGGCUCAGCAAAAGCUCGACAACAUGUCGCCCGCGGGCGGUACGGUCGCGCUUCCUAGUGGCAAGAGUCUGAAGUUCACUUUCGACAAAUGA